AUGUCUAUACUGGUGGAGGCUACGGAGGAGAAGGAAGGAGGUUCAGGCAGGGAGGUACUCGGAGGAGGCCUUGGAGUAGGGGUACAAGGGGCUGGGCAGGGACUGGGACAGGCUGGAGUUCUCCGAGGCAUUGAGGAGGUCCAUGUGGACACCAACCUGCUGAGGCCAAUACGGCUCCAGGUGGACCCCGAGUUCCAGCGAGUGCGCUCGGAUGAGAGGGAGCAGAUCAAAGCUCUCAACAACAAAUUUGCAUCAUUCAUCGAGAAGGUUCAAUGUCUGGAGCGGCAGAAUCAGGCACUCUUGGCCAAGUGGGAACUUCUGCAGCAGCAAAGCUCUGGCCCUGAGGAGAGCAGGAACAUCAACAGCUUCUUCCAGGCCUACAUCACCAACCUGCAGCGGCAGCUCGAGACGCUCCAGAGCCAGAAGGAGCAGCUGGAUCCUGAGGCCUACAACAUGCUCCAGCUUGUUGAGGAUUAUAAAAACAGAUUCGAGGAUGAGAUCAACAAACGCACAUCCAAGGAGGAGGAGUUUGUGGAGCUUAAAAAGGAACUGGAUAGUGCCUACAUGGGAAAAAUGGAAUUUGAUGUCCGAGUGGAUAUCCUGAGGCAGGAGCUGGAGUUCCUCCGGUGUUUAUAUGAAGCUGAGCUGUCCCAGCUGCAAACGGUUGUUGGGAACGUUGAUGUUGUUCUGUCCAUGGACAACCACAGGGACUUGAACAUGGAUGGGAUCAUCGAGGAGUACCAGGACCUGCAGAACAUGUGGGUGAGUCAACAAGAGCAGCUGAGGAACAGUCACCAGGAAAUCCAGGAACUUGCCAGGCACAUCCAAAGACUCCAACCAGAAACUGAAAUCGCAAGGAAAAGGAAUUCCAGCCUCCAGGACUCCAUUAAAGAUGCUGAGCACCGUGGGAGCUCGGCCAUCAGGGAUGGCCAGGAAAAGCUAGAGGAGCUGGAAAAUGCCCUCCAACAGGCCAAGGAUGACCUUUCUCAGCUUGUCUGUGAUUACCAGGAGCUCCUGAAUGUGAAGCUGGGCCUGGACAUUGAGAUUGCCAUGUAUCGCUCACUCCUCGAGGAGGAGGAGAACAGGUGGGGGCAAAAUCCACCCUGGGUGAAACAUCCAGACAAAGCAGCAUGUCCAUGGAUCUGUCACUGGGAUCUCUGGGAUGCACUGGGCCUGGGAGGAGUUGCCUUUCUGCAGAUCACUGAUAAAGCCUAA
Molecule: messenger RNA, 1215 nt
Organism: Camarhynchus parvulus
Lineage: Eukaryota; Metazoa; Chordata; Aves; Passeriformes; Thraupidae
Product: keratin, type II cytoskeletal 1-like
Exons: 8
Coding region: 1-1215 (404 amino acids)
Biological process (GO): keratinization; intermediate filament organization
Cellular component (GO): keratin filament
Molecular function (GO): structural constituent of skin epidermis
Source: RefSeq, a predicted model, not a curated record